AUGUUGCGAAUUUUCGUAAUACUCGCGUUAGCGAGCGUAAUACAUAGCGAAGAAGAGAUCAUGAAGAAUUUAACUACGGUUACAUGGGCUCAUGCUGUUAAUAACAAGACCUAUCUUGAAGCUGCUUUGGCGAGUGAGGUGUCCAUGCUCGAAGCGGACAUAGUCCUAGGUCAUGUGAAGGGUAAAGACGGUCCACCGAUUCCAGUGAUGGCUCAUCCACCAGCCACUACCUCGGAUCUCACCCUAGCAGACUUUCUCAGCGCUGUCUCUCAGUUUAACAACGUCAAUUCGAAGCAAAAGGGAGUAAAAUUGGACUUUAAGAGCAUCGACGCGUUUGAAAAGGCACAGGAUCAUAUAGCACCGUUUUUGAAGCCAGAUAUAACCUUUCCGAUAUGGCUGAACGCGGACAUCCUACCGGGACCAGUGGACGCGGAGACGAAGCCAGUAGACCCAGAAAAGUUCCUGUCCCUUGGCUCGAAGCACAAGAGAGCGGUCCUCUCCGUAGGUUGGACGACUCAGUACGGUGGUAACAUCACUGAGGGAGAGUACAGUCGUGAUCAGAUCGGUUCCAUGCUUCGGAUGCUGAACGAACACCACAUCAACCAGACUGUUACAUUCCCAGUUCGUGCCGGCCUUGCGUCUAACAGCCAACCCGUCAUCUUAGAUCUUCUUCGGGAAACCGGUUACCUUAACUCCUCAAUCACGGUGUGGUCAAGCGAGGGAGAUGCCGUGGAGGUGGACCGUCUCCGAGCUUUACUCCUCACCGUUGGACUGGAGAGGACCUAUCUAGAUGUCCCCCAGGAACUGGCCGCUAGGCUUCGUCUCCCCCCACCAGACACUAAAACUAAGCACUAA
Messenger RNA from Leptosia nina, 855 nucleotides. The record is from the annotation of a GenBank genome assembly. Lineage: Eukaryota; Metazoa; Arthropoda; Insecta; Lepidoptera; Pieridae.